Babesia ovata is the source of this 309-nucleotide messenger RNA. RefSeq names its product 10 kDa protein. Gene Ontology annotation, molecular function: ATP binding; protein folding chaperone; protein-folding chaperone binding. Gene Ontology annotation, cellular component: mitochondrial matrix. NCBI's taxonomy places the organism in Eukaryota, Apicomplexa, Aconoidasida, Piroplasmida, Babesiidae. Bases 1 to 309 code for a protein of 102 amino acids. The record is from RefSeq and is a predicted model, not a curated record. The transcript is spliced from 3 exons.
AUGUCGAUUGCCAAGAGGUUCGUGCCGCUGUUCGACCGCGUACUGGUCUCUAAGAUCAAACCGGAUGCCAAGACCAAGUCUGGUCUGCUGCUGCCGGAGUCGUCUAAUCUCUCGUCGAAGCUUGCCACCGUGCUGGCUGUCGGCGCAGGAAGGCUGAACGCAAAGGGAGAGGUGAUUGCACCGACCCUCAAGAAGGGCGACACCGUCGUUAUCCCGGAGUACGGCGGGAUGGAGCUCAAGCUUGACGGCGAGAAAUACUCAGUGUACAGGGAGGAGGACAUCAUAGGAGUUGUAGACCAGAAUGCUUAG